AUGACGAGAGCUAGGGAGACAGGGUACACGAGCAAUGAGGACGACAAUGUUGUGCGGGUGUUCCUCGUUCGGCACGGCCAGACGGACCACAACGUGAAGAAGAUCCUGCAGGGACACAGGGACAUCCCACUGAACGUUGACGGAGUGAAGCAGUCGCACUCUCUCGGGGAGUACUUGCAGUCCCGUGGGGUCCACUUCGACCGGGUCUACUCCAGUGACUUGACACGGUGUCGUGAGACCACUGCGGAACUGCUGCUUCCCGUGGACGACGCACCAGCACCACCGGUGAAGUACGACGCAAGGCUCAGGGAGCGUGACAUGGGGGUCAUUGAAGGGAUGCACCUCGCCGAGGCGGAACGGUACGCCGCUAAGCACGGCGGCGGGUCCUUCAGGGACUUUGGUGAACCCGCUGACCAGUUCAUGGCCCGUCUACGUGCUGGACUCGAAGCUGCUGUAAAGGACGCCUCCGCUCAUGGGUGCAAGAACGUCGCUGUGGUGAGCCACGGUGGGGCCAUCCGUGGGUUACUCAAGUGGCUCGUACAGGGGGCCGGUGGUGGUGACUUGCAGCAAGUGAUUGUGUUCAACACGAGCGUCACGGUCGUCGACUACACGAAACACGACGGCCAGUACACCGUGCGCACCGUGGGGAACACUGCACACUUGGGCGAUGGAGAGUUUGUGGUCAGUGACUUGAAGCUCCGUUGA
Huiozyma naganishii CBS 8797 is the source of this 705-nucleotide messenger RNA. Its product is annotated as phosphoglycerate mutase. Gene Ontology annotation, cellular component: cytosol. Lineage: Eukaryota; Fungi; Ascomycota; Saccharomycetes; Saccharomycetales; Saccharomycetaceae. The coding region runs from base 1 to 705 and encodes 234 amino acids. The transcript has a single exon. Gene Ontology annotation, biological process: negative regulation of programmed cell death; fructose 1,6-bisphosphate metabolic process; regulation of pentose-phosphate shunt. The record is from RefSeq and is a predicted model, not a curated record. Gene Ontology annotation, molecular function: fructose-2,6-bisphosphate 2-phosphatase activity.